Molecule: messenger RNA, 3040 nt
Organism: Cryptomeria japonica (Japanese cedar)
Lineage: Eukaryota; Viridiplantae; Streptophyta; Pinopsida; Cupressales; Cupressaceae
Exons: 12
Coding region: 1599-2780 (393 amino acids)
Cellular component (GO): membrane
Source: RefSeq, a predicted model, not a curated record
AUCGUUGGAGUCGUCUGCUUGCCGGGAAAAUGUUGAUGGCGCAGUUCUCAACACAAGUUGCCCAUACUUUAAGCAGUUUACUCUUCUUGCCGACUUCCCGAAUCCCGAUAUGAAGCAAAACUGCCCAAUAUUGUUCUCUGCAAAAUAAAAGCGAAUGUUCCAGUCCGCGCUUCACCUUGUCUGGAAGACUGAACCCACCGUGGCCCUCCCUUUAAACUGUGGCUCGCAAAACUACUACGAAAAGCGAAUAAAAUCAGACGAGCUGGAGAAAUUUUGAAUUUUUUGUAUGAAGAAGAAUGUAGCUCCUUUGUUCCUCUUAUAUUUUACAGAGUAGAAGAUUACGGAACCGAGGAGAAUAAUAUUGGAGUGAACGUAAUCCUUUCACUCUGCAGAACAGAGGAGGUUCAAUUAUCGAUGGUGGACACCUGAUUUCUUCAAGGCUGCUGCCCCUACCCUGUUAUAUAGGUAGGGCUUCAUAGGCCUUUAGAUACUAGUUUAACUACUACCUACCCCAGAAUUCAGAGAACAGAACUAUUUACCGUCUUUAGUCCUCCAGAUUCAAAUCCAUCCGUACGCCGAAAAUACCGCGGGUGGCUUACUUCUUCGGAGCUGUCCUUCAUCAAGGUUUAUACGAGUGGUCUGCCAUUUAAUCCGUUGGCGGUAACAACUCAGAGCUCCACAGACACUUAAAUGUGUCUGAGAAUAAUCCUUUCUCAUAGCCAAAAGCUGCUUCUACGUGUAAUUUUAGGCAGAAAGGGUUCAAAUAUUCAGCAAAAUAUGAGAGUUUGUAGCCACAACCUUCUUCUGUAGAAGAGGCGGAAAGCAAGGCUUGAGACUUCGCCAGUUCACACUGGAAAUAGGCUACUGACAAGAUAUAAGGUGAGACACAUUAACUCCAAAUUUCUUAAAAUAUGAGUGCCUAUAGACUACUGACAUUUGAGCUGCCAAGAUGAGGCACGUUGACUCCAGAGCUCUUUAAAAUAUUGGUGCCUUUAAUGUGUUUAAGAUAUGAACCCUUCUGUGCAGAGGAUUUGCGGACAGUUGGACCUAAACCCUAGUUAAAUAAGGCUUGCUUAAAAGAAUCUUAGAUUACCUGUUCUUAAAAGUCAAGGGUUAUGGUUGGGAACGCCUUACCUUGAGAGCGUUGGGUGGUUUACCUGAAAACUUUCAUAUGUAUGCUAUUCUACCCCAUCUGCUUUCGCUCCAUGUUCGAUAUCCGUUUCUUGCGGGUUUUGGUGCCGUUCAUCCGUUUAUUUAUUUUUGUCGUGGAUUUUUCUAUUCCAUUAAAUGAAGUUUAAUCUUUAUUCAAUGAUGUAGUUCGAACUUCCCAUCUGAUCGCAAAAGUCUGCACGUAAUAUUGUCGUUGUGUGUAUUCCCGGCCCUUGUUCAUUCUCCUUCCACACAUCUGUUUCUGGUAUGAUAUAAGGUCGAGGGAUCAAACCUUAUAAGGAAAAAUGCUGUAUAUUAACUGUAAUGCUGUAGCAUGAGAAUUGUGAAGCGUUUUGUCUGACUGAAAAUAAAAUUUGUUAAUACAUCAUAAUAUCUGCAACUAAGCUUCUGGAGUAACAAGAUUUGGGCUUGUAAAAUUAGGAAAGAAGAUGGAGUCUGGGCUAGAACGCGGAGAGCGCUUUUCAGUGGCGUGUGCGGACUGCAUGUCGGACACGUGUAUCGGCCAAUCGUGCUCUGGAACGAAUCGGAUGCUGGUCCGUUUCCUGUAUAUGGCCAUUUUCCUUGUCAACACCCUGAUUGCGUGGAUGGUGCGAGAUUUUGGUCAAAAUGCUUUCGCUCAUCUCCGUUAUAUGAGAUACUGCAGAGGAGAUCUUAUUUGUUUGGGAUCGGAGGGUGUUCUUCGCAUCAGCUUUGGUUGUUUUGUAUUUUACUUCAUUAUGUAUAUGAGUACUGUGGGUGUCACUACAGUUAAUGACCCAAGAGAUGCAUGGCAUACUGGAUUUUGGCCAAUAAAAAGUCUAAUAUGGAUUUCUUGUCUUGUUGUACCCUUCUUCAUACCUACAUCAGUAACAAAGUUCUAUGGUGAAAUUUCCAGAUUCGGUGGUGGAAUUUUCUUGUUUGUUCAGCUUCUGGCAAUUUUGAAUUUUGUUUAUUGGUGGAAUGAGAAUUGGGCAUCGGAAAACAAUACACGUAGGUGGCAGGUGUAUAUGCUAACUGUCUCUGUUGUAAGCUCUGCUGCUUCUAUAGUAGGCCUUAUCAUGAUGUACAUCUAUUUUACACCUCGGGUGUCCUGUGGGGUCAAUAUCUUUCUCAUCACAUGGACACUAAUACUUGUACUGUUGAUGUUUGGCAUCUCUCUACAUUCAAAAGUUAAUGCAGGGCCCAUGAUUCCCGGAUUGAUAUCUCUGUAUGCAGUUUUUCUUUGCUGGUCUGCAUUGGUAAGUGAACCUGAUUCAGAAGUUUGUAAUCUUCAACCACAGCUAACUGGAAGGGGUGAUUGGAUAACUCUCCUGAGCUUUGCAUUUGGAGCUUUCACAUUAGUGAUGGCAACACUUUCUACAGGAAUUGAUCCCAAAUCCUUGUCGAUGGCUACAAAAGAGAGCAGUACAGACACUAAAAUUCCGUAUGGAUAUGGUUUCUUCCAUUUUAUUUUUGGCUUGGCUUCAAUGUACCUUGCCAUGUUAUUUCUUGGUUGGAAUUUGCAGCACACUAUUGAAAAGUGGACACUUGAUUUUGGCUGGGCAAGUGUAUGGCUGAAAAUAAUAAAUCAAUGGCUUGCGGUUAGCUUUUACGUAUGGACAUUGACUGGUUCAUUGAUUCUACAGCGAUGAGAAACGAAAUUUAGACACCAACUGCUGCUUUCUCGCUUGAUUGAGGACCGCUGCCCGUGGCCUUUAUCCAUAUCAUUGUAUGGAUUUUGUUUUAUAACGGGGCACAGGGGGGCUCUUGAUGAAAUUCAUAGUUGCCACCAUACUAAAUGUAUAUCAAGACAAGCAUGGUGGUUGGUUCCUCGAAGCAAAUGGAACUGAGAUGGUCAACUAUUUAAAUGGGUUAUUCUGCUAUCCGUCAACUGUCGAAAUUUUAAUUUUUU